AUGGGCACCGAGGAAACCCCGGAAGUUGAAGUUCUCAGGAAAAAUCUGACCCGAAACGGGCGGAUCGUGGGGGGAUAUAAAGCCCGAAAGGGGGAAUUUCCAUGGGUGGCUCUACUCCAAUUUGAUGGCGCACUCUUCUGCGCGGGAACCAUCCUUAACGAAAAUUACAUCCUGGGGGCUGCCCACUGCACGGGAGUGGAUCCCAGCAUGUUGACCGUCGUCGUGGGGGACCACAUUCAAAGCGGGGAUGAAGGCACGGAACAAGUCGUCAAAGUAGCGGAAAUCAUUCCGCACAAAGAUUUCACAAUCAAAACUUUUCUUCACGACAUUGCUCUCUACCGGCUGAAAACCCCGCUCAACUUUAGCACUCCGUACAUCAAACCGGCCCGCAUCGCGAAAGUCGACACAAAGCCGACCGAUGAUAUGUGCGGGUGGGGCGCGAUUCGAGCGAAUGCGCGCGGCAGCGACGUCUUGCUAAAGGUCGGGGUGAAACUGAGGGAAGACUCCGUCUGUGAAAAGGCGUAUCAACCCACCCCCUUAAAGUAUGCAGGGAUGGGACAGAUUUGCGUCGGCGCGGGGGGGAAGGACAGCUGUCAAGGGGAUUCCGGGGGGCCCCUGCACACCGGAAAGAAUACGGAUGAGUACACCGUCGUGGGGAUCGUCUCGUAUGGUAUUGGAUGUGCAUCUUGGGAGUAUCCGGGCGUUUACACGAAAAUAUCUGCUUAUCUGGACUGGAUUGAGAAAAACAUAAAUAACGUGGCUACCAAAGGAUGA
Folsomia candida is the source of this 774-nucleotide messenger RNA. Its product is annotated as trypsin-1. The record is from RefSeq and is a predicted model, not a curated record. Bases 1 to 774 code for a protein of 257 amino acids. Gene Ontology annotation, molecular function: serine-type endopeptidase activity. NCBI's taxonomy places the organism in Eukaryota, Metazoa, Arthropoda, Collembola, Entomobryomorpha, Isotomidae. The transcript is spliced from 6 exons. Gene Ontology annotation, biological process: proteolysis.